Molecule: messenger RNA, 276 nt
Organism: Aspergillus luchuensis
Lineage: Eukaryota; Fungi; Ascomycota; Eurotiomycetes; Eurotiales; Aspergillaceae
Exons: 2
Coding region: 1-276 (91 amino acids)
Source: RefSeq, a predicted model, not a curated record
AUGCCGAGUCCAAAGGGACCGUUCUCAAACUGGCAGGAACACUCCACCGUUGAGCGGAAUUCCGCCGACAGCCAUGGCUGGCUGAGUGGAGCUAUCCGAGCGAUGUCGGCAAACCGGCCAACUAGGCGCAGGGACCACCGCAAGGCGGGUGGAUUUCAGAGAGAAGAAACCACCCGCGAGCACGAAAAUAUUCGGAAGGUUGAAUGCUCACCCGCAAACGGAUCUAUCGUCCCGACCGAUCCUUUCGAAAUGGAUGAUCAGGUGAAUCGGACUUGA